This is a messenger RNA of Nannospalax galili (Upper Galilee mountains blind mole rat), 2284 nucleotides long. It is a transcript of the gene Gdpd3, whose product is annotated as glycerophosphodiester phosphodiesterase domain containing 3. Gene Ontology annotation, molecular function: phosphatidylcholine lysophospholipase A1 activity; phosphoric diester hydrolase activity. Gene Ontology annotation, cellular component: endoplasmic reticulum membrane. The record is from RefSeq and is a predicted model, not a curated record. The transcript has 10 exons. Lineage: Eukaryota; Metazoa; Chordata; Mammalia; Rodentia; Spalacidae. Gene Ontology annotation, biological process: glycerophospholipid catabolic process. The coding region runs from base 513 to 1502 and encodes 329 amino acids.
GGGAUGGUGGCUGCUGGAUGGGUUAUAAGGAGCUUCAGUCUCCUGGAAAGGGAUCAGUUUUCCCCUUAGUCACUGUCUUCUCCCUCGGUAAUAGCUUCCUGUCUAACUGGCUGGGGGUGAUUCGGGGUGACUCAGGGGUACCCUACAUACCCCCAAAUUCCUUGGAAAGGGCCAGAGGUGGUGUGUUACAGAUCCUUGUCAUAAGCACCCAUAGAAGGCAGGGAGGUCUGUGAAGGGAGAUACUUACCCCCUCCCCCAUGGACAGAGAGGGGUCCUGGUGUCUAUGAAGGGUCUGUGGACAUGAGGACCAGGGUUGCCUGUCCCAGUUCCUGUUUCUGCUCCAGCCCUGGGGCUCACUGCAGCCUGGCCAUGUGCCAGCAGCACAGCAGCAGGCUCAGCAGGUCCCAGGGGCGUGGCACUGCCCAUUAGUGGAGCCAGCCUACACUGGUUCAGCAGGCAGGCUCAAAAGCAGCCAGCCACGAGCUUGCCGGCACAGUCCCCCUGGGACAGGGAUGGCUGCGUUUUCAUCAGAAGCCCAGUGUGGGAGUGAGGCCAUGAGCCCCCUCCUAUACUAUGCCCUGCCCACACUGGGCUGCUAUGUCAUCCUCUCCAUCUUCUUCCUGCGGUGGCCUCGCCUGCUGCACACACCGCGGCCUCCAGCCUUCCUUAUCCGCCUGGCUGCCCACCGUGGAGGGUCUGGAGAGCGACUAGAAAACACCAUGGAGGCCAUGGAGAAUUCCAUGGCCCAGCGAGCUGAUCUCCUGGAACUGGACUGCCACCUAACCCGGGAUGGUGUGGUCAUGGUGUCACACGAUGAGAACCUGUUCCGCCAGUCAGGCUUGAAUAAGGAUAUGAGCAGCCUGGACUUUGAGGAACUGCCCCUCUACAAGGAGGAGCUGGAGGUUUACUUCUCACCAGGCCACUUUGCCCAUGGGUCUGACCGGUACAUGGUACGCUUGGAGGAUGUGUUCCGGAGGUAUCCAAAGAUGCCCAUGAGCGUGGAGAUCAAAGAGAAUAAUGAAGAGCUCAUUCACAAGGUAGCCAACCUGGUGAGGUGCUUUGACCGCAGUGAGAUCACUGUCUGGGCCUCAGAGAAGAACUCAGUCAUGAGAAAAUGCAAGGCUGCUAACCCUGAGAUGCCAGUGGCCUUCACGAUAAUGCGGACAUUCUGGAUGCUGUUGCUCUACUAUCUGGGGUUACUGCCUUUCGUCCCCAUCCCUGAGAAGUUCUUCUUCUGCUUCCUACCUACCAUCAUCAACAGGACCUACUUCCCAUUUUCCUGUGGGUGGCUGAACCAACUGUCAGCUGUGGUUACAAAAUGGGUCAUCAUGAGGAAAAGUCUGAUCCAACACUUGGAGCAGCGAGGGGUGCAGGUACUAUUUUGGUGCCUUAAUGAAGAGUCAGAUUUUGAAGUGGCCUUCAAUCUGGGGGCCAGUGGUGUCAUGACUGAUUACCCUAUGGCCCUGAGGCACUACCUGGACAACGUGGACCAACAGCUGUAGCUUCCUAAGUCCGAGGACCUGUCCUCUCUUCCUGAAAAAUAAAAUUAUUUUGUCAGUAACACAGUUGCUCUUGGAGUGAGGGGUUGGAGGGUGGAUCCUUGGAGGGUGACAGUUUAUGGGUCAGGGAUGUAACUCAGUAUAGAGUACUUGCCAGCAUGAGUGAGGUCUUGGGUUCAAUCCAUAGCACACACAAAGGUGCCAUCUUAGGAGAGACCAGGUAAACCUGGGGCCCUAACCAGCCUGGCCCACUUGUUCCACUACAUUCCAGACUCAACAGUGUCACCACACCCUGUGCCAACUUGGCCUCUACUCUGAGGAAUGUCCCUUGCAGUGCCAACCCAGGUGUCAUGGCCCCUAGCCUCUAGAAAACCACAGAUAAGUUAUUAAGAGACCUAGUGAGGGACUUGACUUCCCACAUUCUCUUGCUGAUGUCUCUCCAUCCACUGAGCUGCAAAGGGUGGGUGUGGGUGGACAAGCUCACAGGCACAAAGCCUUCCCCACCUGCCAACUGUCCACUCCCGGGUCUCCUCCAGCACUGAAACCUAAUUCACUUAAUACUCCCAAUGCAGAAAUGCUUAUCAAGAGCCUACUGUAGGCUUGGCCGGGUACUGGGGUUCUGCAGUGACCAUGACAAGUUUAAGUACGGGAAACUCACACAGACGUUUCUACUGCGGCCAGAUCCCCAACAGCCUGGGGGAGCAUCAGACGAUGAUGCGUGGAGGUGAAACUGGCUCCUAAAGCUUUGGUUCCUGGGGGUCUAACAGCAAAGGGCACCUUCAGCU